UAUAUGAAUUGGAAGAAAUACGUUGGGACGCUGAUCAAAGAAAGACCCCAAAUAAAAAAGAAAGAAAGUUGCUUGUUUGCUAUCUUUGCCUUGCUAUUGAAGUUUGAAAACUAUAACAAUUUGUGGAAGCAUCAAAGGUACCAAAUGAAUAAUUUAGGAAAUUCGUUGAGUGUUGCUGCCUUAGUGCAAGUUUACUUUCAUCUAAUCUGUGAGAUCUGCAUUGCACGUGUUGACAGUAUGAGUUAGCAGUUAUAAGUUAAUCGCAUGUUAAUCGUAACAAUGGCGAAUUCAUGAAUGAAUUGAUGCCUUGCAGUAUUAGUCGAGACAAGACUUUCGCUUUAUACCGGAGACCGUAAUGCAAUAUUUCCCCAAUCAAUGAUCGAAAUUGUGAAAUUGUUAUAUUAUCAAUGUCCUUGAUCCGACCUUAUUUAAGCAGGAGCGAAGUUUGGUUGGCAAGUGCUAAUUUUCGUGUCACUUUCCAAUUUCCAAUUGAUUUUCACCCUAGUUCAUUAAUAAAAUGGUAUCCUGGGCAUAUGGCCAAAGGUUUACGCAUUAUGGAAUCAAAAGCAGCAAAAUGUGAUUGUGUUUUGGAAGUGCAUGAUGCAAGGAUACCAUAUACUGGACGGAAUGAAACGUUUUCCAGAAAUUUAGUUGGUCGACCACAUAUUCUUGUUUUGAACAAAGCAGAUCUUGGGUUCGGUCCCAAAAGAGGGAGCUUGUCAAAAUCUUUAGAAGAAAAUGGUAUAAGACCUAUAUUUUUAAAUAGUAAAGAUGCAAAACAAAAGAACAUACAAAAAAUAGUGCAACAAAUUCUUGACACAAUACAAAUUGCAGAAUAUGAAGGAACGUUUAAACGAAGGAAUCCAGACAAGGCAUAUCGUUUACUCGUGUGUGGUUUACCAAAUGUCGGUAAAUCUUCGCUUAUUAAUGCAUUCAGAAGAACAUACUUGAGAAAAGGAAAAGCAACUAAAGUUGGGGCUGAUCCAGGAAUUACAAGAUCAGUUCUUCAAAAAAUUCAGAUUUGUGACGAACCAAAAAUGUAUGCGAUUGAUUCUCCCGGAAUUUCAUCUCAUAAAAUUGACUCGCUAGAAACGGGGAUGAAAUUGGCUUUGAUUGGCUGUUUUCCAGAUCACAUGAUUGGACAUCAUAUUAUAGCUGAUUAUCUUCUGUACACUUUAAAUAAAAAGAAACAAUUUCGUUAUAUGGAAGUUUACGAUCUUCCCGAUCCUUGCGAUAAUAUUGAUUUUGUACUGCGUUACAUUGCUUGUAAAAUGAAGUAUGAAACAGCUGGUGGUUUUCCAGAUUAUCAUGCAGCAGCAGUAAACUUUAUUGCAACCUACCGUAAAGGGAAAUUAGGAACAUUUUACUUAGACGUAUAAGGAACUGUUCCAUUUUUCAAACUUUCUAUUGCACGUUUUGUCAGUGACGUAAUGGAGCGAGUAAAUAGGAAGAAAUGCCGAGAAUUUAAAGCAUGAAACCAGACUCUAUACUGAAGUGGAGUAAACGACGAAUGUUUAUAACUUUUGACCCUGAUUACCUUUGUACAUAUGAAGAAGUCCAUUUUGAUUGAGAAGUGUGAAUUUUCCUUAUAGUUAAGAAAAAGAAAAUAUGCACAGUUUGUCACGGUCCUCUUUGAUUUGAAUUAUUGCGUAAAUGUAAUUAUUAACCAAGUAAUGUAAAUUGAUUUUUUUAUCUCAUUUCAGUGUAUAUUUUCCAUUAAUUUAUUAUCAAAAGUAAAAAAGACUUGGAUAAAAUAUAAGAUAAAUGGACUACGUA
This is a messenger RNA of Xenia sp. Carnegie-2017, 1776 nucleotides long. Its product is annotated as mitochondrial ribosome-associated GTPase 1-like. Gene Ontology annotation, cellular component: mitochondrion. Gene Ontology annotation, molecular function: GTPase activity; GTP binding. The record is from RefSeq and is a predicted model, not a curated record. The transcript has 13 exons. Lineage: Eukaryota; Metazoa; Cnidaria; Anthozoa; Malacalcyonacea; Xeniidae. The coding region runs from base 408 to 1379 and encodes 323 amino acids.